This is a messenger RNA of Miscanthus lutarioriparius, 267 nucleotides long. NCBI's taxonomy places the organism in Eukaryota, Viridiplantae, Streptophyta, Magnoliopsida, Poales, Poaceae. The record is from the annotation of a GenBank genome assembly.
AUGAAGCCGAGGACACACCUUCUCGUGGACAAGAUAAAAGAAAGAAUGAAGACGAUGACCUACCCAGACGCAUAUUUAGAUGAUGAAACCAUUGAAGAAGACGGAAGUGGUGACAAUAGCGCAACACCAAUGCAGUUUCCAGCUCAUGCUCAUAGGCCAAAGGCCUCUCAGAAAGUAGGGGUUGGCGACAAGAGAAAGAUUGGGCGUGGAACCUUGAAAGGUUUAUCGGUCGAAGCUAAGAGAUUUAAACUUGGCCGAGAAACUUAG